AUGUGGCCAAAUGUCCACGCCUCGCUCGUGCCUUCCCAGUGUGAACGAGGGUUAGACGCUGUUCCACUUGUCAGCGGCGGUAACAAGAUGCCGCUCGACUUGGCACCUCUGGAAAUGUCAGGCCGAGAGCGGGGCCCGGGCCUGGCUCAGCUGCUGCCUUUCCAAACGCCACACGCCACGCCUCCCAGCCACGCCGUAGUGAAGCAGACAGGCCGCGUGUGCCCAGCUCCCCAGCAGUGGUGCGAGCGUGUUAUCUGCAGACACGGAGCUGCACUCUCAGGUCCCUACUGCAGACAACUGGGUGAAUGA
Molecule: messenger RNA, 309 nt
Organism: Knipowitschia caucasica
Lineage: Eukaryota; Metazoa; Chordata; Actinopteri; Gobiiformes; Gobiidae
Source: the annotation of a GenBank genome assembly